Chara braunii is the source of this 3360-nucleotide messenger RNA. Lineage: Eukaryota; Viridiplantae; Streptophyta; Charophyceae; Charales; Characeae. The record is from the annotation of a GenBank genome assembly.
GUCAAUCUAAGGUAGGAUUCAGUGUGGAUUCUAGUUUAGAUCACACACACUGUAGCUCAUGAGUGAUGCAAGCACAAGUGAGGAGGAGUUACUAGUGGACGACCGGAGGACUACUCGCAGGACUGCCCGCAGUCGACCCUUGACAUUCUUGGAGUUAGGUCCAGGAGACGAGAGAAGAUUGAGGAGAGAGGCUAGAGAAAGGGCAGUGGCAAGGAGAGCGAGGGCAGCUGAGGACAUUGCUAGAGCUAGAAUUACAGCUAGCAUCAGUACAGCCAUGGCUACCUCAUCUAUGACGCAACCCUCUACACAGCCCACUUCGUCAGGAGUCAGUCAGAGUGGUACUCACGCGGCCACUAGUCAGAUUGGUCAUGUGCGAGUCAGCCAAUCUCCUAUCACGCUGGAGGACUUGGAAAUUCGGCAAGCAGAAGAACUUCAAGAUGAGCUACAGCGGCAGAUGGAUGAAGUAGUAGAGAGGAGAAGGAAAGCUAUGCAAAGAAAAGCUAGACUAGAGAGUAGAUUGCAGGAGUUAGGCAGACUGGAAAGACUAGAUGAGGCAACAUUAGACCCUGCUGUUCGUGUGCUGCGAGGCGCCUUACUUUCAGUGGCGGAAGCGCAAAGCGUUCAACAGGAAUUGUUGGCUGAUUUGGUAGCAGGCCAGAAACAAAUUCUGGCUGAACUUAGGGGCAUUCGCCCAACGGCGAGGCCGCCACAGUUUGCUGUAGUUCCCCCUGUAGGUGCGGGUCCAUCAUCGAUGCCGCAAUGCACAGGGCAAACUUUCUCUCCCAUGUUUGGCACGCCCUCCCCGGGUGGUUUAGGUGCACCUAGUGGUCCGGUUCAUUCAGUCUCAACCGUACCGUCUACAACAAUGGUCACUACAGUCCCACUGUCCAGCGAGGCCCAGGUUAGUAUGCAACAACCUGUUUCAGUGGUUAUGCAGCCGCUGCAUCAAGCACCUGGGCCCAUGCAGCCGAUGCAGUGGAUGCCCAAGAUACCUCUGAUGAGUCCCAAGCCUUUCUCUGGAGACAAGAAGAGGGAGGAAGACUUGGACACCUGGGUGAGGACUGUGCCUACUUAUGUGAGGCACAAGCUCACAAGGCCAGAACAGGAAGUGGUAGUGGCUGCCUCCUUUUUAGAAGGAUCAGCAGCCCGCUGGUUGAAUGGCUUGGUGCAGCAACAGGGCUACGGUCAAGAUUUCGAUGCCUGGGCUCAGUCUCAGACAUUGGAACAGUUCGUACGCUCCGUCUACAAUAGGUGGAAUGACCCGCAAGGGGCUCAAAAGGCCACCGAUGCUAUCAACAACCUUUGUUCCUGUAGGUUCAAGGAUGUUAGAGAGCUUACAAACACCGUAGAACGCCUUCUCGUGGUACCUGGUGUGCGUUUUGACCCGCAGGUUCUCCUAAUGGAUUACCUAAGGUGCCUACCUACAGAGGUAAGGACCAAGCUGGUUGAUGAGGCCUAUAUCGACCAACACACUUUUGCUUCUUUUAGUAAGAAAGCACUGGACAUAGAGGCAAAGCUAGGAUCUGCGCAUAAGGCAUCCAAUGAUGGUAGGAAGAUACUGCCCCAAGAUUGGAAGAAAAAGGGUCAGUUAAUGUUCGUUGACCACGAUGGUCAAACGACGGAGAUUGAUGACUACUCAGAUCUUGGGGAGUUCACAGAGCACGAUGGGGGUGGCGAAACUUCAGAUGGUGGAGUCGUGGCACCCAUCAAAGAAAAGGCUAGGGGGACCGGGAAGAAGAAGGUAGUACGGUCCACGGGUCAGGGCGACCAAGGAACACCCGCAUGGGUGAAGAUUGGUUUAGAAUACGAGGACUUGCCGCGACAAGAAAGUCACAACGAAGGUAGCCUCACCAACGGUGGUGGGCCUACCUUCAAACCGUGGAAGUGCUUCUGCGAGAAGCUCACAGGGAAACACCUCGGUCCAGUAGGAGUGUUAGCUACUCUUACUCGCGCUGAAGUGGUAAGGUUGCCUUCCCCACUUCAGGCGUUGGCCAAGGCUAGUGACCCACGUAUCGCCCCGCAGACACAUACAGACCCACCGACGCUCUGUUCGAAAGAUGUGUCUGAGGCUCUAGAAGAGUUAGAGACUGAGUGGUCAGGGAAGGACCCCAGAGACUCUUGGGCGAUGAUGAGUGGAGGUCCAAAGGGUGAACAUUUCGUGGUAGAAGUAGAUGUAGGUGGCCGCAAGAUUGCCGCCUUCGCAGACACAGGCUCUACACGAAAUUUCAUCAGUCGUGCUUGUGUGGAUAGACUGCGCUUAGGAGACCAAGUGCAGCGGCUUAGCAGAACUGUAGCUUCUACGCUAGCCAACAAGCACAAGAUGGUAGUAAAAGACUAUGUCAAGGACAUAGCCUGUUCCUUCUCCUAUGGAGGAGGGGAAGUGAUCCACAAGAUCACCUUCCUGGUUAGCGACGAACUUCCUUUUGAUAUGCUCCUAGAUAUGUACUACCUCGAGGCCGCGAAACCACAGUUGGACUGGGAUAGAAAGGUAUUGAUUCACAAGUUGCCCAACGGUAGAUCUGUUAGAUUGCAGAAGUUCAAAGCUAGCAGUCUAAUAGAAAACUACGGGUGCAUGUGUGCAUCAUCUUUCUAUAACUAUUAUAAACAGAAUCGCGAGGAAGACAUGUAUCUAGUUUUUGUCUCUGAGAAAGGGGAGGCCGUAAAAUCACCCCCAGAGAUAGAAAAAAUCGUCGCUCAAUAUUCAGACCUUUUUGAGGAGCCCACAGGCGUGGUGGAAAAGGAGGUGGUCCAUGCAAUAGAGGUUGUCCCAGGUAGUAAGGUGCCUAGAGGACGAAUCUAUAGGAUGUCUCCUGCGGAGUUAGAUGAUCUUCGCCGCCAGCUUAAAGAGCUCACAGAGAAGGGAUGGAUACGGCCUAGUACCUCCCCUUACGGUGCGCCAGUCUUAUUUGUUCCUAAGAAGGGAGGUCCAUUAAGGAUGUGCAUUGACUAUAGGGGCCUCAAUGCCAUCACCGUAAAGAGCGCGGAGCCCCUACCCCGCAUUGACGACCUCUUGGAUAGAGUGCAGGGAUGUCGGUACUUCACAAAGAUAGAUCUGAAGUCCGGAUACCAUCAAAUUGCCGUUAAGCCUGAGGAUCAACACAAAACCGCAUUUCAGACCAGAUACGGUCUGUACGAGUUUGUGGUGAUGCCUUUUGGCCUAUGCAAUGCGCCUGGUACAUUCCAGCACGCGAUGAAUAGGAUCUUUCAUAACUACUUGGACAAUUUUAUCGUCGUGUACCUCGACGAUAUUCUCAUCUUAAGUAGGACUGUAGAGGAGCACGCUGAGCACUUGAAAAUAAUGUUAGGUCUCCUAAGACAGCACUAGUACAAGGUAAACUUGGAUAAAUGCGAGUUUGGUCA